Vanessa atalanta (red admiral) is the source of this 3469-nucleotide messenger RNA. RefSeq names its product putative fatty acyl-CoA reductase CG5065. Gene Ontology annotation, molecular function: alcohol-forming very long-chain fatty acyl-CoA reductase (NADP+) activity. The record is from RefSeq and is a predicted model, not a curated record. Bases 137 to 1621 code for a protein of 494 amino acids. The transcript is spliced from 13 exons. Gene Ontology annotation, cellular component: peroxisome. NCBI's taxonomy places the organism in Eukaryota, Metazoa, Arthropoda, Insecta, Lepidoptera, Nymphalidae. Gene Ontology annotation, biological process: long-chain fatty-acyl-CoA metabolic process.
GAGUCGUUCAUUCGACGGUCAGACGCGGAGACUUGCAGUUGAGUAGUGUGACGGAAUUAAGUUGAUCGAAUUGAGUUUUAACGAGUUUAGUGAGUGUUGUGUUUUAAGUUCAGUUAUAAUAGAUACAAAUCACAAAAUGGCGCCAUCAAUAGGCGUGUCAGAAUUCUACGCUGGGAAGACAAUCUUCAUAACAGGAGCUACGGGUUUUAUGGGAAAAGUUCUUAUAGAAAAACUUUUAAGAUGCUGUCCGGAUUUAAAAAGGAUUUAUUUACUAAUGCGACCGAAACGAGGACAAAAUACCAAAGAACGACUUGACGACUUCAUAAAUUGCCGGGUUUUUGACUAUCUUCAAGACAAAUCUCCGAAAGCCUUCGAUAAAAUUACAGUAAUCCAGGGUGAUAUUCUGCAAGAAGAUCUAGGUAUUAGCAUACAAGACUGGGAUCUUUUACAGAAAGAAACUGAGGUUUUGUUCCACUGCGCAGCGUGUGUACGAUUCGACAUGUUCAUACGCGACGCGGUCAACAUGAAUACAGUCGGUACUUUAAAAGUCCUCAAAUUAGCCGAUGGAAUGAAAAAAUUGGAGGUUUUCGUCCACGUAUCAACUUCCUACUGCCGCUGCGAAGUUCACACCCUGGAGGAACGUCUAUAUCCAGCCAAGCACAGACCACAGGAUGUCAUCGAAUGCGUCAAGUGGAUGGACGAUGAUCUUUUAACCUACCUUCAACCGAAACUUAUUGACCCUCAACCGAACACGUACGCCUACACCAAGUCGCUCACUGAAGAUCUGGUCUCGCAGUACGUCGGGAAGUAUCCCAUCGUAAUCGCAAGACCGUCUAUUGUAACGGCAGCCUACAAGGAACCUUUGCCUGGUUGGGUUGACAACAUGAACGGACCGACGGGGCUCUUAGUUGGCGCUGGAAAAGGAGUUAUACGCACGAUGCAUUGCAACGACUCCUAUUCAGCGGACGUGAUCCCAGUCGACAUGGCCGUGAAUGCUUGUAUUUUGCUUUCGUACUUAACUGCUCUGGAAAAGCCGAAAGAGGUUCGAAUCUGUAACAUAACACAGUCGGGAAACAAUUCCAUCACUUGGGGCCAAGCACUCGACAUGGGUCGUAUUCACGUCCAAGAGUUCCCAUUCUCCGUGUGCCUUUGGUACCCGGGGGGUUCACCGAAGAGCUCCAAGGUCCAGCACCUGAUCGCAGCCUUCUUCACUCACCUCCUACCAGCUUACUUUGUCGAUUUAAUCAUGUUUUUAAUGGGCAAGAAAACUUUCAUGAUAAAAAUACAAAAACGCGUCAGCUACGGUCUAGACGUCCUACAGUACUACACCACGAAGGAAUGGUUCUUCAACAACGAUAACUACAGAGCUCUUUCUAAACAAGUUUCCAAAGUCGAUAAUGAAAUAUUUUACACCAAUUUGGAGGUUAUGAACUGGAGUGCUUACAUAAGGAACUACAUAAAGGGCGCUCGGGAGUACUGCUGCAAAGAAGACCCUGCGACGUUACCACAGGCCAGGAAACUGCACAGACAAUUGUACUACUUGGACAAGGCAGUCCAGUUUGUCAUCUAUUUCCUAGUCGCAUACUUCAUUUAUUAUUAUAUAAUACGUUUCUUUUGUUGAUAUUAUAAAAUUAUAUUGUAUCUCUUUGUAAAUAACAUAAAAUAAUGUUUUAAAACAAAGAUAUCUAAAGAAAACUUAUCACAAAAUUAAUCCCGAUAAUAAUCACGAGAGUAAACAAUUUGGAUUCAAUGAAUUCAUUAUAUGAUGUAUUUACAAAAUCAAGCAUUUGUACCGACAUGUUGUUUAAGUUGCAGCUAGAGUCAUUAUUUAUAUGUUCCUUUAAAUAGUAUUAGUAAUCGAAUUGAAAAUUAACAAAAUAUACGAGCCUUAGAGAAAUAAUGAUAAAUCAUAGUGUAACAUUGGACAUCUCAUCUCAGAAACACAAACAUUAUAUCUCGCAAACCAACUUCAAAACGGCACACGCUCAUUGGUCAAAUCAAAUAGCGCCCCGUCCCUUUACACGAGACUCGAAAUCACUUUACAAAUUGCGAGAAAUCGAGAAGUACGUUACAUAUCAAGAACGUACGAUAAUUCUUAUACAUACGUUGAGAAACACGCUCUCUAAAACACUUAACUAAAAUACUUAAAUAACAGUCAUAUGUACCGGUAAGAAAACAAAAAAAUUACAUCCAAAAAUCUUCAAAUGCCAGGAAUGCUUCCGAUUAUAUAUAAACAAACCUUAGUUUAUAAUAUUCCAUGCGAUUUCCUCAUAUCUCCACUAUAUUACAGUUCAAACGGUUCUUGAUUGACAUAUCAUUAUUUUUAAUACAACACUAUGCCACUUAACUAGGUAGUUUUUUCAUACUAAUCAAUUAUUUUACUUUCGAAGUUCUAAUAAAUUCGAUGACAUUCCAACCGCCAUUACUACCUUCGUUGCGAAAUGUCAAAUGCGUCAAUGUCAAAGGUUUAUAUGUGUUUAUUCCCGCCAUUGGAAUUAGCCGUACAGAUUAAGAAAGAUAAAAUUAAGUAAUGCAGUUAUUUACAAAAUAAUAAUAUUAACUAAAUUCUUUACCGAAUUCGGCUGCAUUUUCUGUUUAUCUAAUGUAACUGAAAAAAACGUUUCUCAUUUAUUAAUAUUGAUGUAUAAAAAAACUUUGAAACUGUACAACUCUUAUUGAUGUAUGUUUGUAAUUGAGAAAUCACACCUUAGUACAAGAAUUAUUCAUUACAUAUUAACUUUAAUCUCGGCUAUGCAAUAGGGAAUAUGCGUGUAAUUUUUUUUAUUUUAAUUUUUUAUUCGAUAGCUUAUAUGAAAUAAAAAAUGAAAACUAUUCAGGAUAUCGAUAGUACUAUCGAUAGUAUCGCUAGUUCUCUGAAAGCAAUACUAUUGGUAGCAGUGAUACUAUCGAUAGUCUAUCGAUAGUGGACUAUCGAUAUGCAAAACUAGUGUAGAAGUAUUGUGCUCUGUGAUGUUGACAUAUCACACUCAUAUUCCCUAUUUGUACUUAAACUCCAAACUACACCACCGUCAUAUAUUAUAUAAAAUUGUUUUAUAUUCGUUAAUAAGACUUGGGACUGGAAAUAUAUCGAGAAAUAUUUUUUAAAUAAAUGAACUUUUAGUAUUAAUUAUAAAAUAAACAAUGUUUUUUUUUUCGAUUUUAUAGUCUUAGAUUUGUAAAUAUAAACUGUAUAUGACAAUAAUUUUAAUUAAUAGUUGACGUUAACAGAGUAGUUUCAUAAUUUGUUAUUUGCAAAUUAUUACAAUGCAAAAUUUGCAGUGCCAAAUAAUUUAAUUGUGGAAUAUUCCAAAUUAGCAAAAUGUUGUUAUAAACGACCCAACUUCAAUAUAAUUUUUGUGUUUGUAUAGUACUUGUUAUCAAUUUGUUUAUUAUUAAAAAAUAUAUAUAUUAUGAAAAACCUCAAUAAAUUGUGACUUAAUAUGAUAAUAGUAAUUUGUGAUAUUCCAUA